AUGACCGCAUGUUCGAUUGUUGUAAUUCUAAUUUUACUUGGUACGAUCGUAGUUCAUUGCCAAAAUGAAACUGAACAAAGUCGAAGUCAUCAUCUCUGGGGUAAAAUCAAGCAUACACUGGCAUUCGAUAGUCGUCAACUCAAUUCAGAAGAAAUGCUCCUUUUCCCCGAUGUCGCAUUUCAAUCAGUAAAUGAUAAUCGUAUAUGGAGAGUUAUGAUACAUGGUUGGAAGUAUCGAACUAAUCGUGGAAAAUAUUGGUUAGGAUCUCACGCUACUUCAUGGCUUGAACGACUUGCCCGUAAUCUUUUGAAUCCAAGUGAAAUAAUGUAUCUCAAUGGAUCAAUUAAUCAUGAUCGACUUCGACCAUUUUUCGUCACAGAUCGAAUGAAUGAAGAUAUUCAAAUUACUAUUGGAAAUCAAACACAAACAAUACGAACUGAUCAGAAUGGUGAAUUUUACGAUCAAAUCGAAAUGACCAACGAUGCUAUUCAAACAUUAAAACGCGAGCAGCGCAAUGAUUUUCUUAGCUAUGAAGCAAGAGGAAAUAAUCGAGUAAAUGCAACAGGUGUUAUUCAACUCAUCGAACCAUCGGAAGGUAUUUCAGUCAUCAGCGAUAUUGAUGACACAAUUAAGGUUUCGGAAGUGUUGGAUAAAGUACGUCUUCUUGCUAAUACAUUUAUUUCUUCAUUUAAAGCAGUACCAGGUAUGCCGGAAUUAUUUCAACAGUGGAAAUCGAAGAAUAUCAAUUGUACGUUUCAUUAUCUAUCUGCUAUGCCCGAUCAACUGUAUACCUUAACACAAGAAUUUAUCGAUGAGAAUCAAUUUCCAAGUGGUUCUUUUCACAUGCGACAUUUUGGUUGGGCUGCAGCUUCUCUAUUCAAUUUUCUUCAUUCGAAAUCAACUUCAGCGCAUAAAAUUAGCUAUUUACAUUUCUUCUUGUCGAAUACUAAUCGAACAUUUGUUUUAAUCGGCGAUAGCGGAGAAAAAGAUCCGGAAAUCUACGGAAUCAUUACACGAGAAUAUCCAGAACGUAUUCGCGCAAUAUUUAUCCGAGCGAUUAAAGGUGAAUCAUUCAAUGAUCAGCGCUUUCUCGAUGCCUUUCAAGGUAUAACAAAAGAGAAAUGGUUGAUAUUCAAUGAUCCAAAACAGGUGCCAAUAGAUUUGUCACGAGCGCCAAGAACGUCGACGAAAUGA
Adineta ricciae is the source of this 1194-nucleotide messenger RNA. The record is from the annotation of a GenBank genome assembly. Lineage: Eukaryota; Metazoa; Rotifera; Eurotatoria; Adinetida; Adinetidae.